UCUGUUUUCUACUGCUGUUGUAGCAAGAAGUGCUAUGAAGUUCAGAAUAGUAAUUGAUAAGGUCUAAAUUCUUAGGAUGAUACAGCUCUAGUAAUCUCUGGUAGUAUAUGCGCUAGUCUAGUCACAUGACAGCUGUUCUGAAGUUCGAAUGUUGUACUAAACCUUAGCUCGAUUGUUCCGCGGCACCAAUUCGUCAUCGCCAAAUAACCAACUUCCCACCUUCAUCUAUCCACCCAUGAGCUUUCCCCGUGCGCUCGCUGCCCACGCAGCAGCACAAAUACUGCAACUAUCCCAGUCGUCAUAAUGCUGCCACAGAAUAGGCGCCUGCGGCAUCUCCAAGGAAUCUACCUUCGAAACCUGAGCUUUACCCGGCCCUACGGCAGAGCUGCCGACGAUCUUGAGGCCGACCUCCCUUCCACCAAAUCCCAAGCUCUACACGAUGGCCCAUCGCCGCCACAGCUGCUUCACCAUGCCCAUUCCUCCGAGAGCUUGCUGCAUACGACGAAAGCCAAUGCACGCCGCCGUAGCACCACUACCCUGGCUGGAGCGAACCCUAUCACGCGCCAGAAGCAGCUAGAGUACACCGUCGAGGGUAGAGCCGCCGACGUGUUCUUCUCGCUGCAUUGCGAGGGGGCUAAGGAAGAUCCGGUAUACAUCAGCGAAGUGGGUGAGCGAGCUAUCAACUUCAACUUCCGCUUCUUUGAUCUAUCCCAAGCCGGGCCGUCCAUCACGAGAAAAUCCCAAUUCGUAAUAAAGAUAUGGGCCAAGAGACAGCUUUCCUGGAGCUUACUACUCACCGAAAAUGUCGAUCUUCGCUCCUUGAACUAUCUCGGGAGUUUACAAAACUACCAAUUCCCACCUAAUUGUCUCGUAUUUCACCUUAUCGAUGGCAUUUACUCCUUCGAGCUCUCGAGCAAACGGCCCGAGCCCAAACAAUCACCUGCCCUACCAACCUCCUCGUACAACGCGCUGAUGAAGCUUUCCAACCUCGACAACUCCAUCCAAGACGCCCUAGCGACCCGAGAAGCCCUAACCGCGCAGAUUAACUCGAUCCUCGAACGCACGCCCCCUGACGCCGUCCCCCAGGCCCAAGAAUCCGCCUCUCUCGCCGCGAAAUACGUCACCGCCCAGACCCGCACCCUCCGGGCCGCACAAACCCGGCGCGCGGACUUGCAAGCCUCGAUCGCGGCCCGCCGCACCGCCAUCCAGGAGGGCCGCGCCGCGCAAGCCAAGGCGAGCGAGGACGUCAGGCACGCGCAGUCCAAGCUGCCGGCGUCGCGGGCGCUGCUAGCGUCGGCGCGGGAGGCCAUCCACGGCCAGCGGCGCCGCAUAUGCGAGGACCUGGCGCACAUCUUCCCGAUCGCGCCGGCGCCGUCGGGCGCCGCGCUCUCCUUCCACAUCUGCGGCGUGCCGCUGCCCAACACGGACUACGACCCGACGUCGUCGUCGUCGACGGAGGACUCGCUGUCGGCGGCGCUCGGCUACGUCGCGCAGCUCGCGCACGCGCUGCAGUUCUACCUCUCGGUGCCGCUGCCGUACGCCGUCGCGCCGUUCGGCUCGCGCAGCAGCGUGCGCGACGACAUCUCGCUGCUGCCCGACUCGCAGCGCGAGUUCCCGCUCUUCCUAAGGGGCGGCGCCACGGCGCAGUACCGCUUCGAUUACGCCUGGUUCCUCCUGAAUAAGGAUAUCGAGGCCCUGUGCGUGGCGGCUGGCUUGAAGGUCGUGGAUAUUAGACAUACCCUGCCGAACCUGAAGUACCUCCUGUACGUCUGCAGCGCGGGCCGCGACGAGGUUCCCGAGCGGAAGAGGGGUGGUGUUAGGGGGUUGUGGGCCGGGAGGUUGAAGGGCAAGGGCGUGGCGGAUGAUGGCGCGAGUAUAAGUACGGCGGGGAGUAGGAGUAGGCCCGGCAGCGCGGAUAGCGAGGCCCAGGGCGGCAGGCAGAGGGAUACGUUGAUGGGGAAGGUUACUGGGACUGGGGCCGGGGUUGGAGGCCUGCUUAGUCCUGGAGUUAGUUUUGGGCCUGGGGCUGGUCGUAGUGCGAGUAGGGAGAGGGGGAGAGAGGGGAAAAGCGAAGGCGAGAUUAAUGGGAAUGGAAACGGCAUCGUUGAUGGGCCGUCGAGUCUAGCGAGUGCUGGGGGUAUAGGACUCCCGUUUGACGAGGGCGAUACGAAACUUACGCUCAGGACGAAGGGAUUGAGGGAGAAUGUCGGUGCGCAUGCUUGAGAGGUUGAGUCAUUAAGUGAUGGGGCAUUGCUUAAAGAGAGGUAAGCUGAGAUGUUGAGAUGAGAGCAAGCAAGGAUACUUGAAGACACGUAGUACGUCCCGUAGUUGAGUUGAAAGAGAUACCCCUUAGAGAGGAGAGUCAAAAUGAGGAGGCUGAGAUGAGCUGGCGUAGAUGAGGAUGAUAAUUGAAAUUACUAUUUUCCGCAACCCUUUCUUCUGCAAGAUAUGUCGUGUGUGCACUUUUUGGUGUUGAAAGCAAAUCCAGAGAACUUGGAUAGCUUUCCAUUUCCAUUCAUUAACCCGAGCCACGCUCGUCUAAGCAGCCAUCAUAGAUAAACAUACAUAUCUGACUCUCCUCUCUGUUCUACUAAUCGUACAAGCCAGCCAAUAAGCACCCAACCAACCAACCACUUAUCCAGACGACAUCCGCGAGCUCGUACUCGCUCGCCGUCAUCUACCGUCCCCAGGGUAUAAAAA
Annulohypoxylon truncatum is the source of this 2700-nucleotide messenger RNA. RefSeq names its product UV radiation resistance protein and autophagy-related subunit 14-domain-containing protein. Gene Ontology annotation, cellular component: endosome; lytic vacuole. The record is from RefSeq and is a predicted model, not a curated record. NCBI's taxonomy places the organism in Eukaryota, Fungi, Ascomycota, Sordariomycetes, Xylariales, Hypoxylaceae. The transcript has a single exon. Gene Ontology annotation, biological process: SNARE complex assembly. Gene Ontology annotation, molecular function: SNARE binding. Bases 304 to 2223 code for a protein of 639 amino acids.